Messenger RNA from Lepus europaeus (European hare), 4334 nucleotides. RefSeq names its product regulation of nuclear pre-mRNA domain containing 1A (gene RPRD1A). The transcript is spliced from 7 exons. Gene Ontology annotation, molecular function: RNA polymerase II C-terminal domain binding. Gene Ontology annotation, biological process: mRNA 3'-end processing. Lineage: Eukaryota; Metazoa; Chordata; Mammalia; Lagomorpha; Leporidae. The record is from RefSeq and is a predicted model, not a curated record. Gene Ontology annotation, cellular component: RNA polymerase II, holoenzyme. Bases 107 to 1045 code for a protein of 312 amino acids.
GCGUGGGGAAGGGUGGGGUGAGGGGGCGAGGCCGCGACGCGGGCGGCGAAACUCUCCUCCCCUCCUGCCCCACCGCGUGGGCCGGCGUGAACGUGGUGUCGGAGGGAUGUCCGCUUUCUCUGAGGCGGCGCUGGAGAAGAAGCUGUCGGAGUUGAGCAACUCGCAGCAGAGCGUGCAGACCCUAUCCCUGUGGCUCAUCCACCACCGAAAGCACUCGCGGCCCAUCGUCACCGUGUGGGAGCGGGAGCUGCGCAAAGCCAAACCAAACAGGAAGCUUACUUUUCUCUACCUAGCCAAUGAUGUCAUUCAGAACAGCAAAAGGAAGGGGCCGGAGUUCACAAAAGAUUUUGCACCAGUAAUAGUGGAGGCUUUUAAGCAUGUUUCAAGUGAAACUGAUGAAAGUUGUAAGAAGCAUCUUGGAAGAGUGUUAUCUAUUUGGGAAGAAAGGUCUGUUUAUGAAAACGAUGUAUUAGAACAACUUAAACAAGCUCUGUAUGGUGAUAAGAAGCCUAGAAAGCGAACUUAUGAACAGAUAAAGGUGGAUGAAAAUGAAAACUGUUCAUCUCUGGGGUCACCAAGUGAACCACCCCAGACUCUGGAUCUCGUUAGAGCAUUGCAAGAUCUGGAAAAUGCAGCUUCAGGUGAUGCAGCAGUUCAUCAGAGGAUAGCUUCUUUGCCUGUUGAAGUCCAAGAAGUAUCCCUGCUAGAUAAAAUAACAGAUAAAGAAUCUGGAGAAAGGCUUUCUAAAAUGGUAGAGGAUGCUUGUAUGUUGCUGGCAGAUUACAAUGGCAGAUUGGCGGCAGAAAUAGAUGAUAGGAAGCAACUCACUCGAAUGUUAGCAGAUUUUCUUCGCUGUCAAAAGGAAGCCCUUGCAGAGAAAGAGCAAAAAUUGGAAGAAUACAAGCGCAAGUUAGCCAGAGUAUCCCUGGUGCGCAAAGAACUCAGGUCCCGGAUCCAGAGCCUGCCAGACUUAUCUCGAUUGCCCAAUGUCACUGGCAGCCACAUGCACCUGCCCUUUGCUGGGGACAUCUACAGUGAAGAUUGAUGACCAGUCUCUUCAGGGCCCAGGACUUUGCAAGAGAUGGAGACAGGUUAGGUGGAUAGUCCUGUAGUGUUAUUUUUGUAUAUUGUUGAGAGAGUGACACUAACGAAACGACAAGUAAUUUAUAAAAUUGUUUAAAAUGUUGGUUUGUUUACUAUUUUAUUGGUAAGUUAAGAUGACUAGUUUAACAAAGUGAUGAUCUCUGUGUAUUAAUAAGCUUACAAAUAGUGAUUAUUUUCAAGAGAUCUUUUUGUAAAUUUUUUUGAUCCAGGGCCUUGUGAGAAAUUCCAUGUUUAUGUUUAUUCAUGUAUUUUCAUUUGUUUUCCUUUAUUUUCUUCAGUAUCUAAUCACUGUAUACUAUGUAAUUCCUAAAGGGGAAGAACUAAUCAGGAGUUGGUUGAGACUUGUUAUGACAUAGUUAGUAGAAAGGAUUACAUGUUCCAGCUUGAUCUUUACCCUUUUUCCCAACCUAAAUUUGGUUCUGUGCCUCUCCAUGAUUUUGAUUCCUUAUUCCCUGGAGGUCACUAAUUUAACACUAAAUAUGAGUUCCACUUUGAGGAUCAGGUAAAGCCUAGAGAACUCCCUGGUAGCACUGAAGGGUUCCACUCCAACUACCAGUGUGGAAUAAAGAGUGUUAUAUAGGGACCCCCUUGAUUAAACUGUUUAUAAUUCUCUGAGUAGAUUAAUAUGGAAAUGCUUUGGAAAUAGUAAAGGCUUUUGACAUUCUACCACUAGAACAACUUUAGUUCUAGAACUGAUUUCUGUUUGUUAAAUCAGUCUCCUUUUAACAUAAUUGAUCCCUUUAAUAAAAUAUCAUCUGUGGGACUUAAAGAAAUAAAAUAAUGAUACUUUUAUUAUUCCUUCAGCCAUACAACUUUAAAAACAGUAGUAUUUUUAGCUCUAAUAACUCAAGAACACAAUCGUCAUUAAUGUUCAGUAAAGUAGUUUGAAACAUUUUUAAUGUUUCCUUAAGGGUUUUGAAUGACUGUGUAUUUGGAAAUAAAGCAGUGCUACGCUACAGGGUAGAUGUGGUAAAUUUUAUAUUUGUAUAUUUGCAAUUGUAAACAAACGUACUUUUACCUUUGAUUUCUAGCGCUGUGUGUUAGAGCAGUUGCAUGCUCUCCUGCAUUCUUUUUUAAUCACAUUAAGCUAUGGAUUUGCACUCAAUAGUGACUUGGGAUAAACAUCUUUUUUUCAUUCAUUGCUUUACAUAGUAGACAUUUUUCUUCUCAUUGUAAGCAGGUUCAAAUUAGAUAGUCAAUAAAACAUCUCAAAUCCCACAAGCCAGUUACGUCUCACUAGUCUAAAUGGCUUCACUCUGUGUCUUUCUCAGCACUAGAGACUAGAGUUAACAUGAAUUUACAUGUAAGGUAGAUGGCAAAUGUUGAUUUUAAAUAGCAGUAGUUCUGAACGCAAUGCUUCUAACAAUUUGACCUCUCUAAAACAGAUGGAUGUAAGCAGUCCUCAUCCAUACAUGGCUUGUAUUCCAAAGUUUUUUAGUCAACUUUUGGGACUUGGGUGAAUUUUCUUCUAGAAAUACAUAGGGGUUAGGUUCCCCAUAAACACAACCACUGCAAGCUCAACUGGGAACUGGGAACCUAAGCCAUUGAACCAUAAAUGUAUUUAACUUGAAAUAUGGUUGAUAAAUUACUAGUAGUAGCUCUUGACCAGCAUUUGUAUCAUCACUCGAAUGGAAUCGUGUGUAGCAGCCAGGCUCAAACACUGGGGUGUCUGCCUGUGCUGUGUUCCUCUGUCCCUAUGUGCAGGAAAUGGAAGAUGAUAUGCAGCAAAGGGGGAGGGAACAUGCACAAUUCUAAAACCUAGUUGUACCUGUAACAAAAGUAUACCAAGCAAGUUAGUUUUUGUUGUUGUUAUUGUGAAAGCAAAAACUUGUAUGUUAAGUUAUUUUUAAUAUCUUGACCUUAUUUAUGAUCUGAAGUGGUGAUUUAUCCAUUCAAGAAAUAUAUUUUUUUCCAUUUAAAACUAAUUUAUAAACUAUAUACUCCUGGGAAGAUUUGAAAUCUUUUAGAAGUUUGUUGAAAUAUUUUCACCAUUUAGGACAGACUUCUGACUUAGGUACUGAUUUUAAUGCCAGUAUCUGCUCUAAAUAUUUAUGAUAAAAAUGCAUUAUUUUUUUAAAGAGCUUGAUGAGAUUUGUGAUAAGUGAUAGUGCUCAAGAACCUAAAUCCCACCCCUUGACCUAGCCUCCACAACCUCAGCUGGUUAACUCAUUGCUGAAUGCAGUCUAGGCUGCUUUAGAAGUCUUGUCUUCAGCCUUACGGUAGUUAACAUGGUAAGCCUUAGCAGUAAGUAGUCUUCCACUCUAGAAAAGAAGACUACAUUUUCUUGAGAAAUGGGUUAGGUGGGGGUACUGUAAUACCAAGUUCUGAAUCAUGAGCAUUUUCUCCACUGUGUGUGUAUCUGAGGCAAAUCAUGCGUCUGAGUGCCGUUUGGCCUGGCCCCUCAAGAGAAGAACAGUCGCCACACCUGCAGUAGGGGUGCUGUGGUAUGAGUGGACACCAUGCUCUCUUCUCCACAAACAGUACUGAGAGCUGUCCGGAGUGGCAAUCUGAACAGAUUCUCUGGCGCUCCUUCUGCUCCUUCCGUCACUACAGUAAGUAAAAGAACCUUCGGGGGAACUGGGAGUCUCAGCAAGUCAGUUCUUAGGGCGGAACCGCCCCCCGUCCCGAGGAAACCAUUCCAGAUGCAGCUCUGUUGGCACCUCUUCUCACAUGCACUCUCAAUCAGGGUUUUUCUAUAAGAACUCCUUCAGAAUCAGCUAAAGCUGGGAGAAUCCAGUUCAUCUUGAUUUGCAAAAUUAAAAGAACAAAGCAAAACUAGGUAGUCAGUUGUCACUGGUUGAACAACUCAUAGUUAUUGAACUGGUUCUGAUCAAUCUUUACAGAGAAAAAACUCAAAAGUACAAAUUACUAAUUGGGAAAGUUACAAGGCCCUUUCUGAAUUUUCCUUUCUGCAAAUUGACAUUCUAUGAAUCACAUAAAGCUACCAAACUGCUGUGUGUUCUCUUAGGAAAUAGCCCCUGAAGAUGUAGUAUUGUGUCAUAGUUGUCGCAAUAUGUCAGAGCAUUUAAAGUGGAAGCCCAGUUCUUCUCUGUCUAGAAAGGGAACAUUGUGUUACUUAAUGAAUUUAUUUACACGGAGCCUCUGUUGCCAACUGUAAGUGCAGCCAUCCAUCCCUGGGUCUGUUCUGAGGUGGCAGUAGCACAUGGGAAGAUGGACUUGCCCUGUUUGUUUACCCCUUUUUCUCUGGCUGUAUCUGAUGACAGUACAAG